CUAUCGACUAUCCUUCGAAAACAAAAUAAAAAACCCAAACCCUCCGCCGUGCCGGUGUUUCUUGUUCUCUUCUUCCUCUUCUCACUUCUCUCUCUUUCUCUAUCCCUCAAUCCCGCCCCGCUCUUUCUUUGUCUCUCGAUUAGGGUGCAGCCAUGUCUCUGAGACCAAGCGCCAGAACUGAGGUUCGUCGGAACCGAUAUAAGGUCGCCGUCGAUGCCGAAGAAGGUAGAAGAAGGCGAGAAGACAAUAUGGUUGAGAUCCGAAAGAACAGAAGAGAGGAAAGUUUGCAGAAGAAGAGACGGGAGGGCAUGCAAGCACAACAAUUCCCCACUGCGAUUCACGCUUCUGCCGUCGAGAAGAAGUUAGAGAAUCUUCCGUCUAUGGUUGCUGGGGUUUGGUCUGAUGAUAGUGGAUUGCAGCUUGAGGCAACCACGCAGUUUCGGAAAUUACUUUCAAUAGAGCGCAGCCCUCCGAUCGAGGAAGUCAUUCAAUCUGGUGUUGUUCCUCGUUUUGUUGAGUUCCUUCUGAGGGAGGACUUCCCGCAGCUCCAGUUCGAAGCAGCUUGGGCUCUCACGAACAUUGCUUCGGGAACGUCGGAGAAUACCAAGGUUGUAAUUGAUCACGGGGCCGUCCCAAUUUUUGUGAAACUUCUGGGAUCCCCGAGUGAUGAUGUUCGGGAACAAGCUGUGUGGGCAUUGGGAAACGUUGCAGGUGACUCUCCCAGAUGCAGGGACCUUGUUCUAGGCCAUGGAGCCUUGAUUCCUUUACUAGCACAGUUGAAUGAGCAUGCUAAACUCUCUAUGCUGAGAAAUGCCACUUGGACUCUAUCAAAUUUCUGCAGGGGCAAGCCACAGCCUCCUUUUGAGCAGACUAAACCUGCACUUCCAGCUUUGGAACGCCUUAUUCAUUCAAAUGAUGAGGAAGUUCUUACAGAUGCUUGUUGGGCACUAUCAUAUCUGUCUGAUGGUACAAAUGAUAAAAUUCAAGCUGUUAUUGAAGCGGGUGUCUGCCCUCGACUUGUUGAGCUCUUGCUCCACCCAUCACCUUCGGUGCUCAUUCCUGCCCUUAGAACAGUUGGAAAUAUUGUCACGGGAGAUGAUAUCCAGACUCAGUAUAUCAUCAACCACAAUGCACUUCCUUGCCUUCUUAGCUUGUUGACCCACAACCAUAAAAAGAGCAUCAAGAAGGAAGCUUGCUGGACUAUCUCAAACAUAACAGCUGGAAACAAGGAUCAGAUACAGGCUGUAAUUGAGGCCAACAUCAUCGGUCCUCUUGUCCAACUGCUUCAAACUGCUGAGUUUGAUAUCAAGAAAGAAGCUGCAUGGGCAAUUUCUAAUGCAACAUCUGGGGGUAACCAUGAUCAAAUCAAGUACUUGGUGAGCCAAGGGUGUAUAAAGCCGUUGUGCGAUCUCCUUGUGUGCCCUGACCCAAGGAUUGUCACAGUCUGUUUAGAAGGUCUUGAGAACAUCUUGAAGGUAGGAGAAGCUGAGAAGAAUUUGGGCAAUACUGGAGGAGUAAAUUUAUAUGCCCAAUUAAUUGAUGAUGCCGAGGGGUUAGAGAAGAUUGAGAACCUGCAGAACCAUGACAACACUGAGAUCUAUGAGAAGGCAGUGAAGAUUCUUGAGACAUAUUGGAUGGAGGAAGAGGAUGAAACUUUGCCCCCAGGUGAUGCUUCUCAACCUGGGUUCCGCUUUGGAGGGAAUGAGCUCCCAGUUCCUUCUGGUGGAUUCAACUUCAGUUGAAGGGUUUCAGAUGGUGGUGCAAUGGAGUGAAGUCCAGGUCGGGGCGACGGGGUAUAUGUCGGAGUCGGGUCAAGUCUCGUCGUCAUCGUGUUUGGGUCCUGUUUGGUCCAGUCUCGGGUGUGGUCGUAGAGGUGCCGAGGUGGGGUUGGCUUUCUACAUUGGUUGAAUAAAAGGGGUGAAAGGUUUUCGAAGGAGACAUCAUCAUGGACUGGGUUAUGUGGUGGGCAUAGUUUUGUCAUUUGAUUUGUAUACCAUGAUAUGCGGGGAGGAAAGAAAGAAAAAUAGGGAUCUUGCCGUCUUCAGCAAGAGCCAAAUAUAUGCAGUAUGGAGUCGGGUUUUUGUUUUUUUUUUUUUUUCCAAUUCAUUUGUAGUGUAGUUUGUUGAUGCAAAGUCAAAGUCAGUCCUGGUAUUGUUAAUGCAGGGUGAUAUUUUGUAGUCAAAACCUAUUUGCCUGGUGUAUAUCAAGGAAGCAGAAAGGAAGAAAAAGAACAAAGUGUUAAUUAGCGUUAUUGUUUAUGAGUUAAAAAAGACUUCUUUUUGGUUUUUAUA
Nelumbo nucifera (sacred lotus) is the source of this 2291-nucleotide messenger RNA. Its product is annotated as importin subunit alpha-1. NCBI's taxonomy places the organism in Eukaryota, Viridiplantae, Streptophyta, Magnoliopsida, Proteales, Nelumbonaceae. The record is from RefSeq and is a predicted model, not a curated record. Gene Ontology annotation, cellular component: cytoplasm. Gene Ontology annotation, molecular function: nuclear import signal receptor activity; protein binding. Gene Ontology annotation, biological process: protein import into nucleus.